AUGUUAUCGAAAAUUAAUCGUGUAUCUUGGUGUGAAAUUCCUAAAGAACUAAAUCUUUUAGCUCAAAGUCUUUGUCGAUUGUACAAUAUUCGUCGUUGUUCUCAUUUACCUUGUCAAUUGAUUUAUUCAUCAGCGGGAUCAUUUGAAGAUAUGAAAUGUUUAAAUGGAGGAAGAAUUCUACAAAAUCAACAUAGUUCUGCGGGAAUAAAACACGAUUUUUUGUGUAAAAGUGGAUAUGCAUUGGAUUUGUUUGUUAAAACUUCGAAUGAUUUAUCGAAUCCUUCAAUAAUUGCUGAUUCAUAUGCACCGAUUGUCAAUGAUUUGUAUGUUGAUGUUUUAAAUAAUCAAUAUCGAAGUUCAAAUAGUAUGUGGGGAUUAAUAUUUAAUUUUGAAUCAAUUUCCAAUUAUCCGACAGCUGCAGAUCGAGAAAAACUGAAAUUUUUCAAUGUGACUUUUGGUUAUGAUCGAUCAAUCUAUGAAUUCGUUCCAGGUCCGUGGCUUUUUGAUUAUGUCGAUCAAAUUAUUGAUACAUCAAAAAGACUUUCUCUGAAACAAGUGAUGACAAAUAAGAAACCGAUCAAUUCGCCGUCCAACACAGAUGAUUAUUGGAUUAAUCAACAAACAAAUUCGAUUCAAUCAUCGUAUGUCAAAGCAUCAAUUCUCUGGAUGAAUAGUAAUUGUAACGCAAAGUCAGGACGAACACAAUAUGUACAACAAAUGAUGAAAUAUAUUGAUGUUGAUAAUUUUGGAACAUGUGGCAAAAAUAUUCGACCUUUACCUUCCCACAUUGUUAAACUUCAACAUUCGGAAAAUCGAAAUUUACAAGACCGUGGUACUUACGAUUGGAAAGCGGGAAAACUUGCACUUACAAGUGAUUAUCUCUUCACCAUCGCUAUUGAAAAUAGUCUCAAUUAUGAUUACGUGACGGAAAAACUUUGGCAUGCAUUUGUUGCAGGAAGUGUUCCAAUUUACCUUGGUGCACCAAACAUUGAAGAUUGGUUACCUUGUCGAACUGAUUGUAUCAUUGAUUUAAGAAAAUUUAAAACACCAAAAGAUGCUGCAUUGUUUAUCAAAAAUGUGGCAAAGAAUCGAACAUUGUAUGAAAGUUAUCAUCAAUGGAGAAAUGAACCUGUUGCAGAUAAAUUUGAGAAAAUGUUAAAUUAUUUUUCGUCAAUGCGUAAUUAUAGUCUUGAAUGUAUUUUAUGUGAUAUGUCUAGACAAGUUGAUCAAGGCAAAAGCGCUGAACAAACUAAGAAAAAGAUCAUUGAAACAGUUGGUCGAUUUUAA
Messenger RNA from Adineta ricciae, 1287 nucleotides. The record is from the annotation of a GenBank genome assembly. NCBI's taxonomy places the organism in Eukaryota, Metazoa, Rotifera, Eurotatoria, Adinetida, Adinetidae.